Molecule: messenger RNA, 1242 nt
Organism: Ascochyta rabiei
Lineage: Eukaryota; Fungi; Ascomycota; Dothideomycetes; Pleosporales; Didymellaceae
Exons: 5
Coding region: 1-1242 (413 amino acids)
Source: RefSeq, a predicted model, not a curated record
AUGGCCGUCGAUUAUUUCGCAAACCCGCCACCAGGAUUAGACUUGAGCGAAUCGCGAACGGCAGCCAACAACGCUGUUGGCAUUGUUCUUUUUGUCUUGUCUGCUAUCUUCGUUGGCCUACGACUGCUCACAAGGCUGAGGUUGAAGCGCGAGCGACUUGGCCUGGAUGACUACCUCAUGUUCUUGGGGCUGGCCCUGAACGCUGGGAACCUGGCAUGCUGCAUAGCGGGUGGUUUCUUCGGCCUCGGGAGACACAUCUGGUCUCUUGAUGCAUAUCAGAUGCGACAGAUCACAAUCAUCACCUUUGCGUAUGUUUUCAUCUACGCAUGGAGCGUGUGCAUCAUCAAGUUCUCGAUCCUCGCCCUCUAUCAACGUAUCUUUGGAUUGUCGUGGGUGGGCUGGUUCUGCGUUGCUCUAACCACUGGCUACCUCAUCACGAACCAUGUCGUUCUGCCGCUGUACACACGGCCUUUGGGCUACUACUGGAACCAGUGGUAUGGCGCUGAAGGUAUUGUUCAGGUAGACGAAGCAAAGUUCUACCUUGGUGUCGGCAUAAUCAAUCUUUUCGGCGAUAUCUGCAUUUUGACCGUCCCGAUUUCGAACGUCAUACGUUUACGACUCGAGAGGACGCAGAAGAUAGCAAUCGUGCUCAUCUUCAUGCUCGGAAGUUUCGUCUGUUUUGCCUCCAUGUACCGCAUCAUCACAAUCGCACGACUAGUCCAGUCCCGAGACAUCAGCUGGGCGAAAAGCGACGUCUUCAUCUGGUCCUCAGUCGAGCCCUCCAUCGGCAUCAUAUCCGGCUGUCUGCCUACUCUGCGGCCCCUACUCCUACACAUCCUAUCCUCAUGGUUCAACUUCAUCCCCUCAGAGCGGUCCUCGAGCGGCAAAGGCUCGCACUCCAUCAGCCUGAACCCAAUCGAAACAAUCGGCAAGAAGCGCACGCGCAGAAUCUCAAAACAAGACACCCUCGGCGGCUCGCAGUUCACGCAGCUGCACGAGGACGCUGCAGGCGCCGACGAGCACGCGCGCGCCGCGCAGCACUCGCAGACGUGGCGGCCAGACGACGAGGAAAUGUGCCGGACGACGACGACGGUGCGCGCCCGCAGCGACCAUGGCCGCGCGCCCACAGAGCACAGCACGCCCGAGCACGCUGGAGAUGGCGGGGGGAUCGUCAUGACGAGGGAAUUCGAGUGGGAUGAAGCGAGGCGGACGUCGUCGAGUCGACACCAUCAGUAUCCCUGA